AGGAGCUCCAGUGUGAGCGAGCUCCAUUUCUAUCUGGCCUCCCCACUGCGCUGCUGGUAUGGCUGACUCUCCCCUUAACCACUCCUGGCCCUCCUUCUCCAAACUCUGGAUGAAGAGAUGGUCUUUCAAGAGAGGAUCAGAGUGCAAACCAUGUAAUCAGCCCUGUGGGUCUCCCACUGCCCAGCUCAGUGUCCAGCCUCAUGAGCCCAGUGGGACAGCAUCUUGUCCCUCCUCACUGUCCCCUGCUUCUAUCGCUGAGGAUGUCUUCUUUGGCACCAACGAUGAAGACGAGGAUACAUAUUCAGUAGUCAGUGACUACGACUGCCCGUGUGCAGAGGUGAAUACCAGUGUGGAGGACCUGCUUAGCUCUUCUCUCAAAGACUCUGAGUACUUUAAAGACCUGGAGGGAGGGAUACCGGCUUUACAGUUUACUGCACCUCCAGUAACCACAGUCCCAGAGAGCAAAACCCUAACUGUUACAAGACAAGUGUCUCUAAACACAGACAAUCCUGCCAUCAACGAACCUUUGACCACACACUCGCCUCAGGUCAAUGCUCCACGUCCUGCCUUUUAUAUACAUGCUGCAGAGGAACCUCAUCACAACUUUGUGGUCACUCAGCUGAGUCCUAAAUUAUUGCCAGGUUGUAUCAUUGACAGUAGUGACUCCUCUGGCCCUGCAGUCGGUCUUAGUUUGACAAUUAAUCUGAAUGGACUAUUGGGAACAAUGGAACCGGAAAAAGGAAUAACAGAAUCAGAGGAAGUACAGGAGGAAACCUCUAUGGAUUUAGACGGAGAAAUAGACCUGGACAGCUUUCCAAUUCUGGUCAGAUCCAUGUCAACAUCUCGGAGGCACAGCUGGGGUGUCCCUAUGUCCCCCAUUAACCUGGGCAGGAGACUGAGUCUGGAUACCAUGAACAUGGACAGCGAUGGAGAGAAAGAGGAUAAUGAGGAGGGAGAGAAAAGUAUCUCCCAGUCCACCCAGGAGCAGUCCAACAACUGCACAGCAUGUCCUGAAGAUGAGAUAGAUGGUCCCAAGCUGAGGUUCCCCUGCCCAAGAGCCAGGGUCACUAGCAUGGCCGGUGGUGUGCCUCGCAGGCAGCUGUACUCCCGCUCAGAGAUCCUUGCCACAGACGAAUGUUCGCGUGCUGCACACAUUUCUCGUGUUGUACAGACAUCCAAACAGGCUGCACGUGCAGCAGGAGCAGAGGAGUUUGAUCCUGAGGAAAACCUACAUUCUACUGAAGGGCAGAGCCAUAUAGCGAAACAGAGGAACAACAGAUCAGAGACCAAAGAGUCAGGAAAUGUCACCUGGUACGAGUUCCUCUCUAAAGAGAAUGACGACGACGAGGAUCGUACGGAGAAGGUGGAGAAAGGCACCAAGGUGAAGAGGACUCUCAGCUCUCUGAGGAACAGGGUGACUGGCUCUUUCAAUAAAGAUAAGGGUAAGAACAGAGAAAAAGAGCAGCAGAAAGAGAAGGGGAAGGAAGCCAAAGAGAAAGUGUGCAGAAGCGACAACACGCAUGAUUUGAUGCCAGGCUCUUUCUCCAGUUGUGCCACCUGCUCACUGUGCAGCAAGACCCUGCAGAAAAAGCAUGGCCUGCAGUGCAUGAAUUGUGCCGUGAACGUUCACAAGAGCUGCAAGUCUCUGCUUGGUGAGUGCACCAGCAGCAAGAAUAAGAGAGAUUCUCUACAUAGGACGGGCCCAUCGGGAUCUCCUAACCUUGUGUUAAAAGACCGGGACAGAGAGCGGGAGCAGUUAGGCCCAGCCUCAUCACAGGUCCUGGAUGGCCACCAAGGUUUUCUCACCACCCCAGGCAUGACCAUUAGUCCAUGGGGAUCUAGUACUCAGCCGACUGCCGCCCAUACCACCAGCUCCACCGCAGCCCCUGCCUCCAGCUUUGGCCACAGUCUCCAUCACAACAACAGCUCAGGAUCCCUCCCUGGGGAGAUGGAUGAGACAGAUGCUCUCCGCUCCAAACGCUGCAACGACGAUGCCAUUUCUCUCGCUCCCUCCACUACCGAGUCCAUCAUCGUUGAAGAUCCUUACUAUGUAGCAGUGCGGGCUGAUCUGGAGUGUGAUGCGCAGGACUUGGAGGCGGAGUCGUGGAGUUUGGCAGUUGACCAGCAGCAUGUUAAGAAGCUCUCCAAAGAAGCUGUGAAGAGACAGGAUGUGAUAUAUGAGUUGAUGCAGACGGAGAUGCACCAUGUGCGAACGCUGAAGAUAAUGCUGCGCGUGUACGUCCGGGAGUUGAAGGAGAACCUCCAGAUGGACUCGGGCAGACUGGACUGUCUGUUCCCCCGCUUGGAAAACCUCCUCGAGCUUCACACACAUUUCCUGUCUCGUCUCAGAGAGCGGCAGCGAGAAAGCCUCGUCUCACCCAACGACAAGAACUACACUAUCAACAGAGUUGCAGACAUUCUGAUCGCACAGUUUUCAGGUGAAAUAGGUGACAGGAUGAAGGAUAGCUAUGGGGAUUUCUGUAGUCACCACACUGAGGCUGUCAGCUACUACAAAGAACAGCUGCAUAACAACAAAAAGUUCCAAAACAUCAUACGAAAAAUCAACAACCUGUCCAUCGUGCGAAGGUUAGGAGUGUCCGAGUGUAUUCUGUUGGUGACACAGCGCAUUACCAAGUACCCGGUACUGGUGGAACGCAUUCUGCACAACACUGAAGCGGGUACAGAGGAGCAUGAGGAUCUGACUCGGGCGCUGGGUCUGAUUAAAGACACCAUCGUUCAAGUUGACACGCUGGUUAAUCUCCACGAGAAGGACUCUCGACUGCGAGACAUACACAACAGGAUGGAGCUGAAGGCACUGGGAAAAAUCAAAGAUGGGCGAGUGUUUCGCAGGGAGGACCUGGCACAGGGCAGGAGACGGCUGCUGCAUGAGGGCACAGUCAACUGGAAAGCUGCUUCUGGCAGGCUCAAAGAUAUUCUUGCAGUGCUCCUGUCAGAUGUGUUGCUCUUGCUACAAGAGAAGGAUCAGAGAUAUGUAUUUGCUACAGUGGACAACAAGCCGUCAGUGAUCUCUCUUCAGAAGCUGAUUGUCAGGGAAGUGGCCCAUGAAGAGAAAGCCAUGUUUCUUAUCUGCGCCUCCUCCAGUGAGCCCGAGAUGUACGAGAUCCACACCACCUCCAAGGAGGAGCGGAACAGUUGGAUGACACACAUACGGCAAGCUGUUGAGAGCUGUCCUCAUACAGAAGAGAGGCUGUUCAGCGAGGAGGAAGAGGCACGAGCUUUCAGGUUCAAAGAAUUUCAAGAACGGCUGAGCCAGAAGGAUGCAGUGAUCGUCCAGGCUCUUACUGAGAAGCUGCAGAUGUUUGCAGACAUGGCAGAGUCUGUGGCAGGUAUCGAGGACACAGCUUCACGUACCAGACUUCUGCUUCGCGGAGAUGCCUCAGACCUCCAGCAGGGGGAGGCCCUGCUCAAGGGAGCUAUCACUGAGGUGGAGAACCUCCAGAACCUGCUGCAGUCCGGGGUGAGAGAGGAGGCUCCAUCCUCACGGCUGGAGGAAGGGAGUGGCUCUGGGGUUCUGCCUAGGCGAGCAGACACCUUUGGGGGCUACGACAGCAGCCCAACCAUCCUCAAUAAGAAUGGCAGUGUGAAGAAGAACUUUUCUGGCGAGUCUAGAAACAGAGACAGAAGCCAGAGAGCCAGCUCUGACCCACAGCUCAAAGACCUCUGUGGCAGCCACACCCUGGAGCAGACGGUUGAUGAGAGCUGCUGCUCUCCUGCCAGAUGGAACAGCAUCUGGUCCAACUCCUUCCCCGAGGCUGAGUUCUUUGACAGAGUGCUGAUGCUCUCCCAAAGGCUCUAUAGUCUGCAGGCCAUCAUAACACAGCGGGACAGUCACAUUGAGUUGCAGCGGGCCUCCCUACCUGGCCGUCACAGAGGAAAUGUGCUCCUUGAGCAGGAGAAACAGCGGACUCUGGCUCUGCAGAGAGAAGAGCUGGCCAGCUUCCACAAGCUACAGUCUCAGCACCGGCAGGAGCAGCAGCGCUGGGAGCGGGAGAGAGAGCGGCACCGCCAACAAGUCGAGGCCACUGAGGCCAGGCUCCGACAAAGAGAGGAAGAGUGCAAACAGCUGGAGGAGCAUCUGGCAGAAGAGAGGAAGGAGCUGGAGAGUCAGAGGGAGAAGUACCAGCAUGACCUGGAGAGGCUGAGAGAGUCUACCAGAGCUGUCGAGAGAGAAAAGGAACGUCUGGAACACCAGAAGAAGAACAAGAGGAAAACUAUUGAGGUGGCUCCUAUGACUGGCAGUCUGAACGGUGAGCUGCUAAUGCCCCCCGGCCUCGCCACCUCCACCACUAUCUCCGAACUGCCCCUGCCUCAGAAGCCCCUGGGGCGCGGCAGCCUGUCCGUUGCACCGGCGGACUAUGCAGAGCGCCCUGAAGUCAUGUUGCGGCGGGAGACGAGCUCCUCCACCCUGCCGCUUAAGACGGAGGUGCCCCUGCAUCUCUUCAGCACCACCAACCAGCUGCACAAACCGGUGGGGGUGCAGCAGCAGAUCCCCACCAAGCUGGCCGCCUUCAGCAGCAACAAAGGGAAAGGAGGCAAGAUUGGCAAAGCGUCACAUCGCACUGACAGCACUGCAUCAGUGGAUAUGAAGCAGAUGCUGCCGCUGAAGCUGUCCGCUCGAGACGACAACACCCUCAAGGCCAAGCGCUCCAUCAGCCCCCACCAGCAGCUCGCAUCAGCCACUGCUCAGCCUCACUCCCUGCAUCACCACGCAGAUCAACUUAGUCCUCCAGACAGCAGUGGAUCAGACAGCCAGUCCACCUCCUCCAUCAACACCUCCCACCCUCCAAAUGUUCAGAAACCCCCCAUGCCCCCUGCACAGUCCCAUCCUCAGCCCCCCGUGCAGCCUCCCACCAUCCCUCCCCACUCGCAGAGCACCAGCUCCCUCCAGUUCCCUCCUCAUCUGCAGCCGCAGGGCCCCAGUCCAAACGCUCAGGCCCACGUCCAGGUAAAUGUUCAGGGCCUCACCCACAGCCACAGCAUGCCACCACCCUACAAAGUCAACACAGAGGAUCUCAAUAAGGAGGACGUCAUCUUCUUCUAAGCUCCAGUCGGCGGCCAACGGAUCAACCGCUGAUCACAAACAAAAGAAGAAAAGAACCAUGUGAUCAAUCAUGUGCGCCCCGCUCCAGUGAGGCACUGAGAUGCGAUAAUGUGGUGUUGAUGGUAUGUUUAGUGCAGGAAGGUGUCAAACAAAGAAAGUUGCAGCAUUCCUCAGCAGAGAGCAGAGCAUUUGUCAGCACUACAGCGGCCCUGUGCAGAAAGAAAAAUGUUAUUGAAGGAAGGUGACAUUUUAGUUUUAACCCCCAUCUUUGUUUUUAUGCUGCCACAGUUUCUUUUUUAUUUUAUUUCUAGUUUAAUUUCUUAACUCAAGAGGACAAGUAUAAAGAGGAAACCUUCGCCAAAACAAAGGCUUCUUGUAACAUGUAUAAAAAGGUUUUUAUGAAGUUAUACCAAUCCAAAGACAUGAGCCGCAAGAGCUGAUGGGGAUUCGACUGAAAGAAUCAAUGUGAAAGAACAGUCAGGAGGCAUCCAGGCUGAUUAGUGAAGCAUGAAAAGUUAAAGAUGCAGCGAUGGCGCCCAUGGCCUUAACUGUCUCCUUCUGCUGGACCUGGAACCACAAGAAAUGAUUCAGCUCUUAAUACAUGUGUAUUUUGCACAGUGUAAAUAUUCCAUUAAUGAACUUCUAUGGACUAAAUGUGUAUUGUUUUGUUGUACAGUUGUCAAAAUUGCGACGGUUCAUUGCAUUUUGUUCUUGCAAAAAGGUUGAACACGUGGAAUACAUUUCUAGAGUUGCCACUAGAACACAUUUGGUCAGCAGAUUAGAAACAUUUUUUUUUCCCAGGUGGUUUUGUAAUAAUUCAUUUCAGUUAAGGAAGAGUUCAGCUUGAGGCUAAUUCUACUGUUAUUCCAACUCGUGAAAAUGAGACAAACUCGGAUGCAUUCAUUGUGUCUGUUGCAGUUUAAUGUUAUGUCAGGUAAUGUCAGGUACUUAGAUUAAGAAAUGUUUCAAGAAAUGCCUCACUGAGUUUGUCUCACUCUGUCAGUUUAAGAGGCACAUCUGUACGAUCCGUGACAUUUCAUGCUCAAUGUUGUUUUAAGUGUAAAAUUCAUUUUCAAUGGUUCAUCAAAGCAAAGAAAAAAAUUUGGGACGAUAGACUUACGAGAGAAAUUAAGUAAUAAUCACGUGGAAAUUUGUUGAUGUGCACUGAAAAUAUUAAAAUCCAUCAUCAUACUUAUAAUAGGUAUAAGCAGAUAUGACGUUGCACUAGUUGAUCCAGUAAAAUAAUAACAGUCGAACAACGUAGCAAGGCCUAAAUGUGCAUACUGGAGCAUGGGGUCACUCCUGCGGUACAUAUUAUUCUUAUUUUUAUUUAAUACUCGUUCCUCCUUAACCUUUCUCUGACUCUUCUGCAGACUCACAGGACAAACGCAGUCUCCAGAAGUUUUAUGGUUUCCCAGUUCAAUCCACUUCAGCCCUAAUUUCAAGUCAGGAAAUGAAAAGUUCCUGUGAUUGACGAGUCAUGUUUUUGAAAGCUUGUAUCUCUGGGCUUCAAUUUGCUGACUUGACAGUUUGUAAAUUUUUCAGGAUGAGUUCAUUUUAGCUAAGCCAAUAUAUCUUUGAGAUAAAUGCGAGGCUGUCAGUUUUAAUUGAGACCCUGACAGUGUAUUUUAUUGAUAGCUGAUGACAUUUCAUUAACCGGGUCUUUAAUCUCUGUGCCUGACAGAAAAGCAGUACUGUGAUGCGCACAGUGGUCCUGCAGCAAAAAAAAAAAAAAACGUCGACAGCUGUUGUGUAACAGACCAGUCUUUAUCUUUCUUCACUGAAGAAAUACGGAGCUGUCCAUUUUCUUUCUCUGUAUAUACGUGAGAACCCUUUAAGUCUUAAAGUAGUUGACACAUUCACGUGUUUUGUAUCUCUGGAGGGAAGAACGUCAGAGGAGCUCUUUGUCUUUCUCCAAAUAAGCUUGUCUCUGAAGCUAUCGAUCACUAGCUGGCGGGCUUUCUGAUUGUUUAUGUAUAAUAUGUAUAUUGUUGUACAUACUGUAUGUGAUAUCUUCUGCACUGGCUGCCCUUGAAUGCAUUCCUGUAUUAGGAACAGAGAUAUUUGACAUGAAUCGCGAUGCGUUCAGCCAAAAGACUGUGCAUAUGUGUAUAUACACUUACAAUACACACGUGGGUAUGUAUGUACAAUACGGUACGCCUUGCUUGGACAGACUUGUUCAAUCAAACCACAAUCAGUCGUUGCUGUUGUUCUAAAUGACAUGAAAAUGAGGGUGUGUAUAUUUAAUCCCCUGCUGUGUGAUGAUGUCGUAGCAUUGAAGUCGAGGUGCACUGUCUGCCGUCUUUUCUCCUGCGAAUCACGGGCAUCGUUUCACCAAGAUUAUGUAGCAGUCACGAAAACAAAAUCAUCUGCCUGUUUCAGUCGGUUAAACCAAAGACACAUUCGGCUGACUGGGUUCCUGUCUGUUCUCUCGUAUGAAGGAUAAAUGACACUGUGCCGGUCGUGUGGUCAUCCACAAAGUGUUAUUACUUGUAAAAACGUCGUCCAGGGAGUGUCCAUAAGAAGUGUGUUUACAGCACAUUGUAGUCCAGCUCAUAUCCUGUUUCUUUUUUCGGUGGAUUUGCUGUUUGUUUUUUCGCAUCCAAACGACAGAAAUCUCUUUAUACACAGAGAAUCAUCUUGAAACCAGAGCGUACACAAACGGUAAAUCAAGUGGGGGGCAAUAAGUUUCCCAGUAUUCUGGUUUAUAGAGGCACAACCCAAAUAUAACAUCUGAUUAUCAAGAUAUGAAGAAAGGAUAUUAUAUAUGUAUGUCAUCUCUUAAACACAAUAACAAAAGAAUAUUAAUGUGCAUGUGGACUUGCUUGGUGUGUUUAAGUGGAUUGAACUUUGUAAAAACUUUCUAGACAGAACAACUCAAGGGCCACUUGCAAGCUUUGUUUUCCACUUUCCAGUUUAAUAUCUGUACAAUUAAGCCCAGUGCUUAACUUGAAGGUCAUCACAGACGAGACGUCCUUAAAAGUGCUAUCAGUGAAAUUCAUGGCAGCUACUGAUCUCGCAUGUCAGGACAACUCCAUCUCCUGAUGAAGACCAUGCGAUGCGGUUGAAAGCUUUGGGAAAAGUGGAGCUUGAGUUGGGAUAGUUCGAAACUAAUUUUUUUUUUCCAUUUUCCAAUUUGAUGCCGUUUGAAGAAACACAACUCAACAAGUCUUAAAUGUUCUUUUGCUGUACUGAAAUGCUUAACCUUUUUUGUCUGUUGUAAAACUUGGAAGCCAGUCAGUCACAUCACUGUGUGUGUGUGUGUGUGAGUGUGUAUGCGCAUGUGUGUGUGUGGGUGUGUGUGUGCUCGGCAUAAACAUUGACUUGCUUACUGUCAUGUUUUUUUUAUACACACACUCAUACACACAUAUUGGACCUGUAAUGUGUAAAUAUUCAUGAACAUAUUAUAUUUCCUCGGCCAAUUUUACACUAGUCACUUUGGAUAGUAGCAUACUUGAAGGGGAAAAAAAAUGAAUGUCUAUAUUGCUUAUUAUUAUUGUCUGUGAACUUUUAAUUACCAAGAGCUGUCUAAUGACGUUUGUAGCACACAGCAAAACUGAUUUUUGUACCGUUUAUUUUAUUCACUGCAAGACGUUAGAACGACCUGUGGACACAAACUGCUGCCUUAGAGAGAGUUUAGUAAUAAAAAAUAAGUCUUAAAAUGA
Messenger RNA from Larimichthys crocea (large yellow croaker), 8727 nucleotides. RefSeq names its product rho/rac guanine nucleotide exchange factor (GEF) 18b (gene arhgef18b). Gene Ontology annotation, molecular function: guanyl-nucleotide exchange factor activity. Bases 59 to 5062 code for a protein of 1667 amino acids. The transcript has 31 exons. Gene Ontology annotation, biological process: small GTPase-mediated signal transduction. The record is from RefSeq and is a predicted model, not a curated record. Lineage: Eukaryota; Metazoa; Chordata; Actinopteri; Sciaenidae.